Eubalaena glacialis (North Atlantic right whale) is the source of this 1194-nucleotide messenger RNA. RefSeq names its product olfactory receptor 5B21-like. Gene Ontology annotation, cellular component: membrane. Gene Ontology annotation, molecular function: odorant binding; olfactory receptor activity; G protein-coupled receptor activity. Gene Ontology annotation, biological process: G protein-coupled receptor signaling pathway; sensory perception of smell. Lineage: Eukaryota; Metazoa; Chordata; Mammalia; Artiodactyla; Balaenidae. The record is from RefSeq and is a predicted model, not a curated record.
AUGGAGCGGGUGGGAAAAGAAGAGGGCAAGGUCCGAGCUAGGAAGGCAGAAGGCAGCAUGAAUUUAUAUGGUGUGGCUGAGGUGACAUUAACAUCAGGUGGCUCCAAUCUUAGUAAAGAAGAUGAUGUCAUCCGCGGAGAGUGCAGAUACCUCAGUGGGGCUGAGGACUCAAGAGAAGCUCGGGAAAUUCUUGGGAAAUUGAUGGAUGGAAAUGAGUCAGGAACUAAAUUGAAGUUAACCUCAGUGGAGAAUAGCACAGAAGCAAUGGAGUUCAUCCUCUUGGGAUUAACAGAUGACCCCAACCUCCAGGUUCCCCUCCUCCUGGUAUUUUUGUUCAUCUACCUCAUCACUUUGGUUGGGAAUGUGGGGAUGAUGCUGGUCAUCUACUCAGACUCCCACUUCCACACUCCAAUGUACUUCUUCCUUAGCAACCUCUCCUUUGUCGAUCCGGGUUACUCAUCAGCCGUAGCUCCCAAGACGGUGGCUGCACUGCACUCAGGAAACAAACUCAUCUCCCACAAUGGAUGUGCUGCUCAGUCCUUCUUCUUUGUGGGUUUUGCCACUGUCGAGUGCUACCUCCUGGCCUCCAUGGCCUGUGACCGCCAUGCAGUGCUGUGUAGGCCCCUUCAUUACACCACCACCAUGACAGCAGGUGUGUGUGCCCUCCUGACGAUGGGCUCCUGUGUCUGUGGCUUCCUCAAUGCCUGCAUCCACACAGCAGACACCUUCAGACUCUCCUUCUGUGGUUCAAAUGAGAUGAAUCACUUUUUCUGCGAAGUCCCUCCACUCCUGGCUCUCUCGUGCCCCAACACAUGCAUGAGCAAGCUGGUGGUCUUCUUUGUCGUGGGCUUCAAUGUCUUUUUCACCCUCCUGGUCAUCCUCAUCUCUUACUUCUUCAUAUACAUUGCCGUUUGACGGAGGCAUUCUGCGGAAGGAAGGAAGAAAGCCUUCUCCACCUGUGCGUCCCAUCUCACGGCCAUCUCCAUUUUCUAUGGAACAAUCAUCUUCAUAUACUUACGGCCCAGCUCCACCCACUCCGUGGACAUGGACAAAAUAGCAUCUGUGUUUUACACGGUGGUGAUUCCCAUGCUGAACCCCUUGAUCUACAGUCUUAGGAACAAAGAAGUGAAACACGCUCUCUGGAAAACACUCAACAAACUUAAUUCCCAGUCUUUAAGUGUGAAUAGGAAGUAG